Messenger RNA from Brachypodium distachyon (stiff brome), 2063 nucleotides. Its product is annotated as cation transporter HKT4. Gene Ontology annotation, cellular component: plasma membrane. Gene Ontology annotation, molecular function: monoatomic cation transmembrane transporter activity. NCBI's taxonomy places the organism in Eukaryota, Viridiplantae, Streptophyta, Magnoliopsida, Poales, Poaceae. The transcript is spliced from 3 exons. Bases 131 to 1888 code for a protein of 585 amino acids. The record is from RefSeq and is a predicted model, not a curated record. Gene Ontology annotation, biological process: monoatomic cation transport; transmembrane transport.
UGUCCAUGCGUCAGGUAUAUUUUGAACCGGGCCCUUGUAGACACCAUCAGCAUCAUGAUUAUACAGGUGGACACACUUGUCUUGCUCUCCACCUUACAUACUGAGCUCAAGAACUUGAUCACAUAGGGUAAUGCUUGCUGGGGAGAAUACUUGCCCACAAGACACCAUGGAAAUAGCUUCCAGUUGCCAACUCCAACACUUAAGGCCACAAACCUCGAUGCAUCAAUUCAGUUCGGUACUAGUUUCCUUGCAGAAUCUGCCAUCACAUAUAGCCAUGAAGCUCCCAAUAUCCAGCUUCGAAGUGCUUAGAAUCAUUAUGGUGAAAGUGAAUCAUUUCCAAGAGUUAGUGUCCACAAGGCUCGGUUCCCUCUCAAAGUGUACAGCAGAUUUGUUCAGGCGCUCCUACUUGCUUCUUCUCUUCCAAAGCAAUCCUUUGAUAGUCCAGAUUAUUUACUUCAUGCUACUACCCCUUGCUGGUUUCCUUGCUCUAAAGAAUCUCAAGCCGCUGAAUAAGCCAACUACAAGGAACUUGGACCUGAUGUUCACCUCUGUCUCCACAGUGACAGUAUCAAGCAUGGCAACAGUUGAGAUGGAGGACUUCUCCGGCCAGCAGCUAUGGAUCUUGAUCAUACUUAUGCUAUUCGGAGGAGACAUGUUCACUAAAAUGCUAGGGUUGCACUUAAAAAAUGCUCGGGGUAACACCGGGGAUACCCUCCCGAAAAGAUCGUCUUUCAUAAGCAGGGACAUUGAAACCUGUGAUGUUUUCAACAACAACAGUCAGAAUAACAUGGAAGCCAUCCAGUCAGAGGCAACCAUACCACACAAUAAGGUACAGGAAAGCAAAGGGCUGAAUCUGAACUCUUGCAAUAUUUUGGCUCAUGUAGUAACAGGCUACUUCAUAGCAGCAAUUGUUUGUGGCUCUGUAGUCAUUACCAUCUACCUGUUGAUUGACUCCGAUGCAAGACAGCUACUGAAGAGUAAAGAUAUCAAGAUAUGCACGUUCUCAGUGUUCACAGCAGUGUCAUCAUUUGCAAACUGCGGCUUCACUCCGGUAAAUGAUAACAUGGCAAUUUUCAGAAAUAACCCAACUCUUCUUCUUCUAGUUACGCCACAGAUUCUAAUAGGCAACACUUUGUUUCCACCACUAUUGAGGUUAAGCAUAUGGGCUUUGGGAAAAGUCAGCAGAAGAGAAGAAUAUGCUUACAUCCUUCAGCACCCAAAGGAGAUUGGAUACAGGCAUUUGCGACCAUAUAAGAAUUCUGUCCACCUGGUUCUGACCGGAGUGCUGAUAAUUUUGCUGCAAGCAAUAUUUCUUUGUUAUUUUGAGUGGGACUCAAAAGCCUUGGAGGGAAUGAAAUGGUUCCAGAAAUUGGUGGGCUCACUAUUCCAGAGUGCCAAUUCAAGACAUGCGGGCGAAACUGUCAUUAAUAUCUCGACCCUGUCUCCACCAAUUUUGGUGAUAUUUGCAGUUGUCAUGUACCUUCCUUCUGAUACUUCAUUCUUCCCGACAUAUGGCGAUAGACACAUCUUGACAAAUAAAAAGGAAAAUCCAAAUAGCAGAGCAAUGUGGAAGAAAUUCAUCAUUACCAAGCCUGCUUGUUUAGCAAUACUCACAAUUUUGGCAUGCAUAACUGAAAGGAAGUCAAUGUCUGCCGAUCCACUAAAUUUCAGCAUCUUCAGUGUAGUAUUUGAAGUGAUCAGCGCGUAUGGCAAUGUAGGGUACUCACUAGGAUACAGCUGCGACAAGUUACUGAAACCUGAUCCCAGAUGCAAAGACUUCUCGUAUGGAUUCGUCGGCAGGUGGACCGACAAAGGGAAGGUGAUCAUUAUCGUGGUGAUGUUCCUCGGGAGGUUCAAAACCUUCACCCUCAAUGGAAGAAAACCCUGAAAUGUGCGCCCAUGUAGAGCGCCACUCAGGGGCCAGGAAUGGCUGGAAAGUUGUGAUAUUUGUCAGAAAUAUUUUAGAUUGAACUUUGAAUGUGUGAAUAAUGCCAGCGCUUUAUGCCUGUGCAAAGUAGAAUGUAUUAGCAGCCCGCAAAGAAAAGAGAGGAGUAUUUGUAGCA